Molecule: messenger RNA, 1919 nt
Organism: Lates calcarifer (barramundi perch)
Lineage: Eukaryota; Metazoa; Chordata; Actinopteri; Centropomidae
Product: globoside alpha-1,3-N-acetylgalactosaminyltransferase 1-like
Biological process (GO): carbohydrate metabolic process
Cellular component (GO): membrane; Golgi apparatus; vesicle
Molecular function (GO): hexosyltransferase activity
Source: RefSeq, a predicted model, not a curated record
GGAAGACAGUGAGUGAGUCAAGCAGCACAUUUCCAGGAAGAGACAGAGUGGGUAGUAGAGAGACAGGGAGAGAGGGGCAGAGAUUUAUUUAUUUAUUUAUUUAUUUUAGCAAAAAUAGUGGCCUCAGACAAAGAUUUGUGUGUUUAUCCAUCUGCAGGUCACAGUAUGGCGUUGUUUCCAUUCUGCAAGACGCCCACAGGACAAGUCAGAGUGACCAGAAUACAACUGGUCCUGUACUGUUUUCUCCUGUCUCUUAUCAUAUACUUCCUCCAUGGACGUAAAGCUGCUGCCGGUGUAAAGUCACCUCAUCCUAUCUUUCAUGCCUUGGGAAAGGAUAGAGGAGGAAUGAUGACAGACAUGAUGGUUGUCAGGGCAGCACUGCCACAGACUCCUAUGGAGACACCAUGGGGUGCUCCUUUGGUUUGGGGUGACUCCCGCAACUCGGCCUGGCGCAGAGCUAAAUUUGCACAACGGGGAAUCCGCACAGGUCUGCUGGUCCUCGUGGUGGGAUCUUACAGCCACUUCAUCCGACGUUUCCUCUCUUCAGCUGAAACCUACUUUCUCCCUGGCCAGAUGGUCACCUACUACAUCCUCACAGACAGUCCCCGUUCUCUGGAACCCCCCAUCGAGCUGGGGCCUGAGCGACAGCUGAAGGUGCUUCCUGUUGCAGAGCUGCCUGGGUGGGAGAGACUGGCCUAUCGUCGCAUGGUCCUGCUCGCCGAUGCCAUCAGAGAACCAAUCAGCGGUGAGGUCGAGUACCUCUUCUGUGCUGACGUUGACCAGGAGUUUGUGGCCCCAGUGGGGGAAGAAAUCCUAGGCGACCUGGUGGCCACGUUGCACCCAGAGCUCUAUGGGAUGCCCCGAAAUGCAUUUCCUUAUGAAAUCGAAGAAGUCUCGUCUGCUUAUGUGGAGGAGGACGAAGGAGACUAUUACUACACCUCCGAGCUGUAUGGUGGGUUGGUUUCUGAGAUGUACAGACUGGCUCGCGCCUGCUCCUUGCUCAUUCUGCAGGACCAGUCCAAUAGGGUGGUGGCAAGGGGCCUGGAGGAGAGCUACCUGAACCGCUACCUGAUCGAUCACAGGCCGACCUGUGUGCUGUCACCGGAGUACAGCUGGUGGGAUUCAGCCCUGGCUGCUGAUGUGCCUGUACAGAGACUAGUUUCCUUGGGGAGGCAAUGUGAGUCUUACGAUAAGAAGGCAAGAGAGGAGCACAAAUGUUGAAUAAAUAUAUAUAUAUAUGUAAAAAUGUGGGAUCGAAGGGUCCUGUUGGAUAAAUUCAAAAAAGUAUCUAACUUCCACAUGAAGGACUGCUGUUUUUAGAGUUAAAUUCCGUUUGGAGAGGGUCAAACAGUAGUAAGUAGUGUUAGAACAGUACAGGAGCUGGAAGGAAAAGAAAAAGCACAUAUUCCAGUCAUAUUUAUUCAAUUAAUAACUCUGAAUUCUAAUUCUAAUAGCCAAUAAAUGCAGCCUGCAAUCAUGCACAAGCAAACUGCCCAAUCUGCUCUCAAUUAAAGACUCAUUUGUGUGAACAGCACCUCUACGUGGCCGUUAUCUCUUCCACAGCCGAUGAAAACAAAAUUGACCUGUCUCUUUAAACGAAGCACUGUCCUCUCCAUUAAUGUCAGCCUGGGGAGAUACUGCUCCAGCAGCUUUGUGGUCAGCAGCGAUAAGAGUCAACAGUGUAAGUGCACACUUUCCCCACAGCGGCCAAUCAUUAACUGGAAGGGCUGCUUUUUCAAGGUCUUUAAAUACCAGGUGGAAGCAAAAUGGAUACAACGAGAUGCUGUUUGAGCUUCAGCAAAAGCUAAUGCAGUUUUGAAACUGGUGAAAGUGGUUCAGGAUGUAUUUCAAUAAUUUUCCAUUAAAAACUUUUUUGUUUUACCCAUGCAUGAGUUGGAGUAAAAGGUAAACUUGUGUGA